Molecule: messenger RNA, 2520 nt
Organism: Aspergillus affinis
Lineage: Eukaryota; Fungi; Ascomycota; Eurotiomycetes; Eurotiales; Aspergillaceae
Exons: 7
Coding region: 1-2520 (839 amino acids)
Biological process (GO): transmembrane transport
Molecular function (GO): transmembrane transporter activity
Source: RefSeq, a predicted model, not a curated record
AUGGCUCGCAAAACCUUCCCCCUAGCAGAAAUACUCGCAGUUGCGAAAAUCCAUCCGUUCUACAACCCCAGUGUAGUCUAUCCACCUGACCAGGAGAAGAUUCAGUCUGCUGUGCAAUCGGCAGAUACGCAAUCUCUGGAAGCUCUGCGUGCCACCUUCGAGUCACUGCCUCUGGUCAGCAAGAAGAAUCUCUAUCAUGUCAUUGAGCGAUUGACAAAAGACCUGAGCCCCCAAAAUGAGUACCGGCGUAGCUCCUAUGUCAGCAUUACAGGCGGUGGCUCCGGAGGGCUUCCAUUGAUGUUUAUAUCUGAUACCAGAGAGAACCGUCAGCAACGCGCAGUAUUUGGCGAGUUUCUGAGCACCUGUGGAGUUAUAGAGCCGCAUGAUUGGAUUUUGACAACGCAUGCUUCAGGGUAUUUGUAUAGGUCCCUCGACCUCAUGAGCGAAAUUAUGGAAAAUGCAGGAGGGACCGUCUUCAGCGCCGGCAAUUUCAUGACUCCCGACGAAGUCGUGCGCGCCAUUGCCCACUACAAUAUUAACGUGUUGACCGGCGAUGGCAGCCAAGUCAUCCAAGUAAUUCACUAUAUUUCGACCCUUCCGGAAGAGAAGCGAAAGGCGAUCAAGUUAACAAAAGUGAUCUAUACAUCUGAGCCCCUGACCGAUGGCCAGAAAAAGCAUAUUGUUGCAACACUGGGUCCCGUCAAAAUAUGCUCCAUCUUAGGAAGUGCAGAAGCAGGGCCAUACUCGAUACACAACCCGGAUCUUACGGGAGAAGCAGGCUUAGCAGGCUACACGGACUUUGUGUUUGACACCCGUCACAUCCUGAACGAAAUACUUCCUAGCUCUGUCAUGGAAAGCGAUUCCCCCACUGCCCUCAAACCCCUGCCGGAGGGUCAAGAGGGAGUCCUCGUGCAGACGUCGUUGCAACGUCGUCGAAACCCCCUUGUGCGCUAUAUUACUGGCGAUGUCGCCUCCAUCCACCCAUUACCAGAAACGGCGCGAUCCGUUGUUCCUGAAUCGGAACUGAAACACUUCCGGAUUCUGCGUCUGCGAGGUCGUGACCGUCGGUUUAGUUUCAAGUGGUAUGGGGUUUAUUUUGAGUUUCAUAAUAUUGAGAAGCUCAUGCAGAGAGAUGGAUUUGGAGUUUUGCAAUGGCAGGUUAUCAUCGGAACCCAUGAAUCAUCUCCACAGACAGUCCUCGAGGUCCGGUUGCUCCGGAAGGAAGCCAGCCAAUGCUCGAUUUCUCUCGAGGACUUCGUCUAUGAACUGGAAACGUUCUUCUUCGUCCUGCCUGAGAAUCGUCAUUUAUUCAAGCUGACUUUUGUGGAAGACUUAAACGCCAAGAUCCAUGAAAUACCACAGCCAGCAGAAAAGCUGGAAGUAGAGGAUGGCCCGCAGGACGAGGAUAACGCUGAAUACCCAUCAGGGUUCAAACUUAUCGUGAUUCUUGUUGCCAUUUUCCUGUCUUUAAUUCUCACAGGACUGGACUUCAACAUGAUUGCAACAGCGAUGCCCACCAUCACCACACAUUUUCAGACUAUCGCCGAUGCUGGUUGCAUUAUAGCACGAAGUUUUCCUCUUCGCAAACGCCCGAUCUUUACUGGCCUGGCAGCAGCAUUCGAAGGUAUAUCGUCGGCUGUUGCCCCAAUGUUGGGGGGCGUUCUAACUCAGUACCUCUCAUGGCGAUGGUGCUUCUACAUCAACCUCCCCCUCGGAGGUUUGUCCUUUAUAUUGAUCUUACUAUUUUUCCGGGACCCCGUGAAAAGUGAUCUCACCUCCCUGCCAUGGAAGGAAAAGCUGCGGCGACUUGACCUUCUAGGAGCCGGUCUGUUUGUCCCUGCCAUUACAUUCCUGCUGUUAGCCCUUCAAUGGGGUGGCACGACAUACCGAUGGAAUGACAAACGAAUCAUCAUUCUGUUCGUAUUAUCUGGUGUGUUCCUGGCUGCAUUUGUCUGGCAGGAAAAGCGAAAGGGCGAUAACGCACUGCUCCCCGGACGAGUGAUGCGCUCUCGAAGUGUGCUUGCCGGCAUGUGGUUUGGGCUCUGCAACAACACUUCGUUUCCCAUUGCAGCUGGUCUGCUGACGACAAUACGCACGAACCAGUCCCUCGCCUCUCUGAUCUGCUACCAGGCCUUGUUAGGUGUUGGGACAGGAAUCGGCUACCAGGGCCCCCAAGUAGCCGUGCAGACUGUCCUUCCUGUCGCCGACGCUUCGACGGGGAUUGCGCUGAUUAUAUUCGCGCAGAACGUUGGGCCGGCCAUUUUCGUUGCCAUUGCGCAGACGGUAUUCACUGGCGAGCUACUUGCGCGCCUAGGCGGGAUUUUACCGAACAUGGACACGCAGUCAUUGACGAGCAUGGGGUUCUCCGAUAUAGAACGGCAUGUUGAUCCUGGUAAUAUGCCUCGUGUGAUCGAAGGGUACAAUAAGGCUUUGACUACGGCGUUCUUUCUUUCGGUGGGCUUGGCUUGUGCGACAGUAGUUGGAGCCUUGGGGAUGGAGUGGAGGAGCGUGAAGAAAUGA